Molecule: messenger RNA, 804 nt
Organism: Aspergillus saccharolyticus JOP 1030-1
Lineage: Eukaryota; Fungi; Ascomycota; Eurotiomycetes; Eurotiales; Aspergillaceae
Exons: 2
Coding region: 155-613 (152 amino acids)
Source: RefSeq, a predicted model, not a curated record
UCGAAGCUUCCGACAUGAUCUCCCCCUCAAGAUAGUCCGUCCCUGACCUGCAAUACCUAGCGAGACGAUGCAUCAUUCGAACCGGUCACAUUAGCCCCUGAGUCUUCUCAAUUGAGUGAAAGGUCCUCCACCCCGGAGACGAACUGGUCGCCAGAUGAGAGGAGCCAGAAGUUAUAUAAACCCUUCGACCACCGGGCCAUUGGUCUCAAUCAUCCCAACAGCAUCUCUCACUCUCCCAAGCCUCCUCCACUUCCACCACCAACCAACCAACUCAAACACCAUCUUCAAGCUCACGCUUCUUUCUUCCACCUUCAAGAUGCAGCUCAGCGUUGUCUUCAUGGGCCUCCUCGCCACCCUCGCCAUUGCCCACCCCUCCAGCCCCGUUAUCGGUAGCAACGGUGCCACUGGCGACGGUGCCACCGCCGAGUACAACUCGGGCAACUCCGCCGAGACGACCUACCACACCGGCCCCAGCGUCGACCAGACCUCGCAGGUCGACAAGGGUAUCAUCGGCGAUGGCGUCCUGAACAACCUGAACAAGGAUGGCAAGAUCUUGACCGGCUCCCUCAACGACCUCAGCGUCUUGGACAACAACGACGUCAGUGUUCUGUAAGCGAGUUUCCGAACUGCGCCACAGCCAUUGGCUUCCACGUCAAGGUCGCGCUUGUGACCUUGCGAGGGUACUUUCUGAGUGAUCAGAUAUCUAUAGGGGUUGACUCGAGGAUCAAGGACCUGAAGUGAGGUGUCUUGCUCGUGUGUAUCUAGGACUUUCUCUUCUGAGGUUGAUAAUAAUUUAAUCCAAAC